This is a messenger RNA of Helianthus annuus (common sunflower), 744 nucleotides long. Its product is annotated as calcium-dependent protein kinase 22-like. The record is from RefSeq and is a predicted model, not a curated record. NCBI's taxonomy places the organism in Eukaryota, Viridiplantae, Streptophyta, Magnoliopsida, Asterales, Asteraceae. Gene Ontology annotation, cellular component: nucleus; cytoplasm. The transcript has 2 exons. Gene Ontology annotation, molecular function: calcium/calmodulin-dependent protein kinase activity; calcium-dependent protein serine/threonine kinase activity; calmodulin binding. Gene Ontology annotation, biological process: peptidyl-serine phosphorylation; intracellular signal transduction; protein autophosphorylation. The coding region runs from base 1 to 744 and encodes 247 amino acids.
AUGGCAGACAAGGGAAAGAAGAAGAUAACUAUCAAGCCAAUAACAUUUAGAGACACUUUUCCUAUUCCUGCUAUCGGUCAACUCUCUCUCGACGAGACAUGUCCUAGAACUGUAACUAACAGUUUAAAAGAAAAAGGCUACACGCUUGGUGGUUCAUUAGGCAAGGGGUCUUUUGGUAAGGUGUAUAAGUGUAUAGAAGAUGCGACAGGGCAAGCAUUUGUUUGUAAGAUAACGUUAACGCGAAAGAAUGAUAUCGAGAUGGCGAUCAGGGAGAUGGAUAUUAUGAAGGGGUUGUCGGCGCAUCCCAACCUUGUGGCUUGGAAGGAUGGAAUUAGUGACGCACAUGCCAUUGUGAUAGUCGUGGAGUUAUGUCAGGGUGGCACGUUAUGGGAUCACAUGAAAAACAAGGUUUCGUACACCGAAGAAUUUUAUCCCCCGAGUUUUGUGAGGAGCUUGGAAGAAGCUCAUGAAAAGCUUAAAAGUAGUCUUAAAUUGAAGGAAAGAGGGUGGGAUAUUGAGAAUUAUGAAACUUCCAAGCAAAGGAGAGAAUUAGAUCAUAUGUUUGAAAGGUUGAAGGAAGAAAAAGUCAAAGUUGAAGAACAGUUAAAAAUGAAGAGCAGUCUAUUCAAUCAAUUGGAAGAAAAUUAUGAAAUGCUUCGUGUGAAGGAAAACGAGUGGGGUAUUGAGAAACGUGCUUUUUGUGGUGAGAUAUCGAUACUAGAAAGAAAGUUGGAUUCGUUAUAA